GCUGGACUACAUAAACGUGCUGGCACAGCGUUUCAGAACUCACAAGGGAUCAACAUUCAUUCCGAACAAUUAGUCGGUUGAAACAACGUGUCGAUCGAUGAUCAACUAAAAUAUCAAAGCCAAAGUAAAAAAAAAACACCAACGCCAAUUCCGUCCAUUAGAAUCGAAUUUUUCUAUAGGACUCAGCCAACAACUGCCUAGAACCUUCCCCCCAAAUCCUGUGAUAAUUUCGAACAAAUUUUAGAAAAUCUAAACCGAAACUAAAGAAAAAAACCAACAGUCAACAUGUCAAACACAAACAGUGAAGAAGCUUUCAAUAUUCGUACCGGCUUUGUUAAACCCGAAACCUUGGAAAUAGCCAAAAAUGAAUUACGUGAGACACCAGAAAUUAAAGAAGCAGCCAUUAAAGAGUUGCGUGAGCUGUUAAAUGCCUGCCCCGAUCUCAAAUACAGAGAUGAUGAUGAGUUUUUGAUCAUUUUCCUGAGAGCCUGCCACUUCUAUCCACAGAGUGCAUUUGAAAAGAUGAAGACCACUGCUUCGUUCCGCAAAGAAAAUGCUGCUUUGGUACAUGGCUUGUGUGUCGAACAUGUUCGUGAACAAUUCACCAAUGGCAAUGUCAUCAACGUCCUGAAAAACUGUGAUCAAUUGGGUCGCCGUGUUCUCAUUGUGAACUGUGGCGAAUUAUGGAAUCCCAGUCAAGUGCCAGCCGAUGAUGUCUUCCGUAUGCUGUACUUGGUGCACAUUGCCGCCCAGCUAGAAAUUGAAACACAAAUUCGUGGUGUUGUAUGCAUUAUGGAUUUCGAAGGCUUGUCGAUGAAACAAAUCAAAGCCCUGUCGCCCACAUUCUCGAAACGUUUGCUGACAUUCAUUCAGGAUGCCAUGCCAUUGCGUACCAAGGAAAUUCACUUUGUAAAGCAACCUUUCCUUUUCAAAAUGGUUUGGUCAUUGUUCAAGCCUUUUGUCAGAGAGAAAUUGAAUAAGAGAAUGCAUUUCCAUGGCAGCGACAUGAAAUCAUUGCAAAAAUUCCUUUCACCCGAAAUCCUGCCUGAAAAUUACAAGGGCAAAUUACCAAAGAUUGACUAUAACGGCAAGGAUUGGAUUCAAGCUGUGGAAAAACACGAAGAUUACAUCAAAGAAUGGUCUGAAUUUGGACCUGCAAAAUGGUAAAUUUUACCAUUCAUCCAUUGCUUUGUAGUUUUAAGUUUCACUAAAUCAUUCCUUCCUUAAGAACCUCUUAUUAGAUUUGAGUUUGUUGCUUAUAAGUACCUAGAGUGUAAAUAAAAAAAGAAAACGUUUUAAAUAAAUUUCA
Messenger RNA from Musca domestica (house fly), 1309 nucleotides. RefSeq names its product retinaldehyde-binding protein 1. The record is from RefSeq and is a predicted model, not a curated record. Gene Ontology annotation, molecular function: phosphatidylinositol bisphosphate binding. The transcript has 5 exons. Gene Ontology annotation, cellular component: membrane. The coding region runs from base 286 to 1167 and encodes 293 amino acids. NCBI's taxonomy places the organism in Eukaryota, Metazoa, Arthropoda, Insecta, Diptera, Muscidae.